This is a messenger RNA of Nelumbo nucifera (sacred lotus), 1151 nucleotides long. NCBI's taxonomy places the organism in Eukaryota, Viridiplantae, Streptophyta, Magnoliopsida, Proteales, Nelumbonaceae. The record is from RefSeq and is a predicted model, not a curated record.
ACUACAACAGCCAAGAGUGAUCAGAGAAGCAAUAGCAACUUCAACCCCCCCCCCCCCCCCCCACGAAAAAAAACAACUGCUACCCACAGAUGGAUUCUUCUUUUUUCCAAUCGGAUUCUUCUUCCUUCUUCCAGUCCUCCCAAAAUUCUAAUGAAUUCUCGCCGGAAUCUUCCUUGGGUUCGCCGGAGUACUUCUCAUGGGAUGGGCUCAUUUUCAAUGAAAGUUUCCUCCCAUUCAAUGAGAAUGACUCGGAAGAGAUGCUACUCUUGGGUGUUCUGGCAGAGGCUGCCAGAGAGUCAUCGGAGACCCAAUUCCGCACCCAGAUUAAGGACGAAGAAGUGAGCUCCAAACAGAAAGAAGAGCCCAAGACCAAGGAGAAGUCCUACAGAGGCGUUCGAAGACGGCCAUGGGGGAAAUUCGCGGCAGAGAUAAGGGAUUCCACAAGGCACGGCAUACGGGUUUGGCUGGGGACAUUCGAUAGUGCAGAGGCUGCGGCUCUGGCCUAUGAUCAAGCCGCUUUCUCGAUGCGUGGAUCGAUGGCAGUCCUCAAUUUUCCAGUGGAGCACGUCCGUCAAUCACUCCGAGACAUGAAGUACGGUUGCGAAGACGGUGUUUCGCCAGUGGUGGCGCUGAAGAGGAGGCACUCCAUGAGACGGAAGUCCACCGGCAAGAAAAACAAAGGGAUAGAGGUUCGGACAGAGAAUGUGGUGGAGUUUGAGGACCUAGGAACAGAGUAUUUGGAGCAGCUGUUGAGUUCUUCUGAGAGUGCCAGUCCUUGGUAAAGUGAAUGAAUCAACAAAAUCUAAUUUCACUUCUUCCUCCCAAAAACAGAGAAAUAUGUCUUCUCCUUCUCUUACUCUCUCACUGUGUCCCGUUUUUGCAGUUGCUGUAUUCUUCUUCUCUUUUUCAUUAUUUCCUUCUUUUAUUCUGUUUUGUUCACUCACGAAGUAACUGUCCUGUUCAUUUGUAAUUUUUUAGUCUGAGAUGGCAGGGAUAAAUUCGCAGGGAUUCGAUUUUAUAAGUUUGUUUAACCAUCCUUGCUUGUUUCAAAACUAUUCCGGGGAUGAUUAAACAACUUUAAUCCUGUGUAUCGUGACUCGUGAGAGAAUAAAAACUAUUCCGGGGCCUCACUUGAUAAUUUAAGCCUUUUA